Molecule: messenger RNA, 1596 nt
Organism: Ilex paraguariensis (yerba mate)
Lineage: Eukaryota; Viridiplantae; Streptophyta; Magnoliopsida; Aquifoliales; Aquifoliaceae
Source: the annotation of a GenBank genome assembly
AUUAUUCUUCAUUGUUCGCAUGUCUUGUUCCUUCUCGAAAGUUCUAAGGUUGUGUAAUAGGUGGAUGAGUAAUUACCAGCCCAUUUUCCUUUCAUCCUACUUUGCACCGUACCAUCCACAGGGUUAGACGUAGAGUUGACCGAAGCUUGUGAGAGAGAUUAUCUGCUUCUACAUUCAAUCCACCCAGCUCUGAUAUACACUCAAUACUGAUUCUUUUGGUGGAUUUUACAAAAUGGGUAUAGCUGAAUUGGCUCCUGCCAUUGAUUGGCAACAGGAAUCGUAUGCUCAAUAUGAAGAUUUCGCAGUUCUUCCCCUGUUUGUCAUCUUCUUCCCAUGUGUUCGCUUUUUCCUGGACAGAUUUGUUUUUGAGAAUUUGGGAAGAUGGUUAAUAUUUGGAAAGGGGCAGCGGAUGCUGGCUGUUGAGACAGAUGAGAGAAGAAAGAAGUUUAGGAAAUUCAAGGAAUCUGCUUGGAAAUGUGUUUAUUAUCUUUCGGCAGAGUUUCUAGCACUUGCUGUGAUCUAUGAUGAGCCUUGGUUUUCUAAAACAAAAUAUUUUUGGGUGGGGCCUGGAGAUCAGGUCUGGCCUAACCAGAAAUAUAAGUUGAAAUUGAAGGGGCACUUCAUGUAUACUGGUGGAUUCUACACAUACUCCAUAUUUGCUCUAAUUUUUUGGGAAACACGACGUUCUGACUUUUGGGUGUCGAUGGGUCAUCAUGUCGCGUCUGUCAUUCUCAUUGUGUUAUCUUACAUUUUCAGAUUUGGACGUGUUGGUUCAGUUGUUUUGGCUCUUCAUGAUGCUAGCGAUGUAUUCCUUGAAGUAGGGAAGAUGUCCAAAUACAGUGGUGCUGAAGCUCUUGCUAGCUUUUCAUUAAUUCUUUUUGUUUUGGUGUGGAUCCUACUUCGGCUCACUUACUAUCCAUUCUGGGUCCUCUGGAGUACAAGUUACGAAGUUAUUCAGACCUUAGACAUGGACAAGCAUAAAGUUGAUGGGCCCAUCUGCUACUACGUGUUCAAUUCUCUUCUUUUUUGCUUGCUUGUUAUUAACAUUUAUUGGUGGGUGUUGAUGUGCCGGAUGCUUGUAAAACAAAUUCAAGCAGGAGGCCAACUUAGCGAAGAUGUUCGAUCAGAUUCUGAAGGUGAAGACGAACAUGAAGAUUGAUAGCGUUGCAUUCACUGCUUGAUUCGCAUUAAGAUAAGAAGCAGUUGAGGUUUCCGAGUGAAACUCUUACGAUCAGAUAGAUUCCCUUGCUGUUGGAAGGACGUGUAUAUUGAUUUGAGAUCAGUUAAGGUAGCACGUCGAAGUGGUAGCAAGUGGACAGAACGUUGAUUUGUGAUUGACAGCAGCCUGCUGGCUUGAGGAUGCUGUUGUUCAAUGCUUUGCCAGAAAGGUCCAUCAUAGCUUUGAACUGAUGACAAUUCACUGAGAGCAUGUUUGUUUGAGGGAUUAAAUAUGGGGUAUUAGAAAAGUAUUCCUUAUAUUUCCAAUAUUAAUGGCAAUUAGUACCGGUAAUAUAAAGUAUUAGAAUCUUCUACCAUGUUUGUUUGUUCGAUAGGUACUAUAGUGGGUACUAUAAAUAAUCAUUUAUUCUAUAACAU